AUGCGGUUCUUAGUAGAUUCAGGUGCUGAUGUUAGUCUCAUUCCUGCGACUAAAUGUACUACAAAAGUAGAUGAUUUUAAAUUAUAUGCAGCUAAUGGAACGGAAAUUCCUACUUAUGGAAUUAAAAUUUUAACUUUAAAUUUAGGACUUAGAAGAGAAUUUCAAUUUCCGUUUAUAUUAGCUAAAGUUGAUAAAGCUAUUAUAGGAGCUGAUUUUCUAAAUAAAUUUAAACUUUUAGUUGACAUUCACAAUAAGAAAUUAAUUGAUGGAAUAAUUAACCUAUCUGUUCGAAGUAAUGUAACAACAGUGUUUUCUGAUCAUGCUAUUAGUACUCUAGAUAAAAAUUCUAAAUACGCUAAUUUGUUACCACAAUAUCCAGAUUUAACAAAACCGAAUUUAUCAGUAUCAACAUUUAAGCAUGGUGUUGAGCAUUAUAUUACAACUAGAGGACAACCGCAAUUUAUGUUUACACCAGAGCUAGACAACUGGAUCCCAAACGAUUACAAAUAG
Messenger RNA from Stegodyphus dumicola, 510 nucleotides. RefSeq lists its product as uncharacterized. NCBI's taxonomy places the organism in Eukaryota, Metazoa, Arthropoda, Arachnida, Araneae, Eresidae. The record is from RefSeq and is a predicted model, not a curated record.